Messenger RNA from Penicillium argentinense, 1383 nucleotides. RefSeq names its product Rieske [2Fe-2S] domain protein. Bases 1 to 1383 code for a protein of 460 amino acids. The transcript has a single exon. The record is from RefSeq and is a predicted model, not a curated record. Gene Ontology annotation, molecular function: 2 iron, 2 sulfur cluster binding. Lineage: Eukaryota; Fungi; Ascomycota; Eurotiomycetes; Eurotiales; Aspergillaceae.
AUGCUCAUCAACUGCGGUCCGCUAUCGGACUUCGUGCAGGCACGCUACGUGAUCCAUCUCUCCACGGGGAAACGCUUGGUGCUUUUCCGUCUGCCGGCCAUCGACCCAUCAUGUUCGAAACCCAACGAGGCGCAAGGAUGGUCGUAUUUCUCCAUGGAAGCUGAGUGCCCACAUGCUGGCGGUCCAAUGGCUGAUUCCAGCGUGGACAUCGAGGAUUCAGCUUACGUCGUGUCGUGCCCGUGGCACGCCUACGAUUUCAAUGUAGAGACGGGUGAAUCGAGCGUCGGCAUCAAGGCCUGUACUUUUCCUGUGGAUGUUCGGGAUGGAUCAGUGGUGCUUAAUUUCCCCGUUGAGGAUGGCGGGAGUGUCUCCCUCGGCAGGAUCGAGCCUGUGAGCGAGAAGGUCAAACUGAAGCACGCGUGUCCUUCAGACAAGCCGGUCAACUCAACAGAGAAGCCUGCCAGUGAGAAACAGCAGCCACAACCUGCAUUUAUCCCGCACGACCUAGGACCCGCACACUAUCUGGAUGAAAAAGCGACAUUCUGUGACUGGGCAGUGCACAUCCUCAACACCGCAAACCCAGAACACAAAAUCGAACUCACAACCCACCUCUUCACGAUCUUCACAGCCCGCGAAGCAAGUUCCAAGCCCAUGGGCCUAGGCCGCGGCAAACUGCCCGCACCAAAUCAACCACCUCGCGAAAAAAUGGUCGAAGUCGAACCAGGCGCGAUGCCACGAACCGGCAAAGGUGGUACACUUAAAAGCCGAAUUGCAAUGCUCCACGCCCUAGCCAACAUCGAACUCUGGGCCAUCGACCUCGCAAUCGACAUCUGCGUACGCUUCGCAACCUUCCAAACCACUACAUCCAAACAACUCCCCCGCGCCUUCUUCCACGACUGGCUGAAAGUCGCCAGCGACGAAGCAAAGCACUUCUCGCUGCUCCGCACACGCAUCGAGGAAAUGGGCUCGUACUUCGGUGCCCUGCCAGUGCACCAUAGUCUGUGGCAGUCGGCGUUGGAAACGGCGCACGACCUGCGGUCCCGGAUUAGUAUUAUUGCGCUGGUGCAUGAGGCGCGCGGGUUGGAUGUUAAUCCGAUGACUAUUCAGAAGUUCCGCGUCGCGGGCGAUGUCGAGAGCGUGGGGGCUUUGGAGGUUAUUCAUAAUGAUGAGAUUACGCAUGUUACGACGGGCCAUCGGUGGUUGACUUGGAUUUGCGAUCAGGAGGGGACGGAUCCGGUGCAGGUGUUCCGGGCUAAUGUGUCGAAGCAUUUCCGGGGUGCAAUUCGGGGUCCAUUUAAUGAGGAGGCGAGGUUGCAGGCUGGUAUGGAUCGGAGGUAUUAUGAAAAUACGCCCUCGACUGGUUCUGGGAUCGCGGCUACGUGA